UUUCUGAUACGUCGAACGAGGAGCAAAAAAACUAUUGAGGAGAAGGAUCGCCGUUUUAGCGAUUUUUUUUUUCCUGUUUUAUUAUACCAACCAGCAGCUAGCGCCAGCAAAAAAGAUUGUGCCAAUUUCCAAACGUGAAACAACACCCCCUUGGAGAGGAAGUGUUGGUGCGAAAGACGUAUGAAUCAGCGAGUAAAACGUGACCAAAGAGAAAAGUGGAGAAACCAUAAUUGAAAGUGAAGUGGAACAGUAACAGCAACAGCAGUAUAUAAACAGCUAGGGUGUGUGUUACCAUUAUUCGCCCAAGAGAAGGCCACAACAACCGAAGAUGCCUCUAUUCGGCAAGUCGCAGAAGAGUCCGCAGGAGUUGGUGAAGGCGCUGAAAGAGGCGGUCAGUUCGCUCGAACGUGGCGAUAAGAAAGCGGAAAAGGCCCAGGAAGAUGUCAGCAAAAAUCUGGUCCUCAUCAAAAAUAUGCUGUACGGAACCUCAGAUGCGGAACCACAGACAGAAAUUGUCGUGUCCCAACUAGCACAAGAACUGUAUAACAGUAAUCUACUCUUACUUCUGAUACAGAACUUAAGCCGUAUCGAUUUUGAGGGCAAGAAAGACGUAGCACAGGUGUUCAACAAUGUCCUAAGGCGACAGAUAGGGACCCGAUCACCAACCGUGGAGUAUAUCUGCACGAAACCCGAGAUCCUGUUCACAUUGAUGGCCGGCUACGAGCACCAAGAAAUCGCACUGAACUGCGGCACGAUGCUGCGAGAGUGUGCUCGCUACGAAGCGCUGGCGAAAAUAAUGCUCCACUCGGACGAGUUCUUCAAUUUCUUCCGAUACGUCGAAGUGUCCACCUUCGAUAUCGCCUCGGAUGCCUUCUCCACAUUCAAAGAGUUGCUAACCCGUCACAAAAUCCUGUGCGCCGAAUUCCUCGAACAGAACUACGAUAAAGUGUUUAACCACUAUCAGCACCUUCUGAACUCGGAGAACUACGUAACACGGAGGCAGAGCUUGAAGCUGCUUGGAGAGCUGCUGCUGGAUCGACACAACUUCACGGUGAUGACGAAAUAUAUCUCCAACCCAGACAAUUUGAAGCUUAUGAUGAAUAUGCUAAAAGAGAAAUCACGAAAUAUACAGUUCGAAGCGUUUCAUGUGUUUAAGGUAUUUGUAGCAAAUCCGAACAAACCGAAGCCCAUCCUGGACAUUCUGCUCCGCAACCAGGAGAAGUUGGUAGACUUCCUAACGAAAUUCCACACGGAUCGAUCCGAAGACGAACAGUUCAACGACGAAAAGGCGUACCUAAUCAAGCAGAUAAAGGAGCUGAAACCGGCUCCCGAUCAAUAGUAAUACGGGAUACAUGAUCUAAAUAUCCACAGAUCCCACGCGUAAAACACUCAUUCAAUCUUAUCCCAACCUCCCAUCCCGUCCUCUCGUAUCCCCUGUUUAUUCCCCGCACUAGUAUUUUGUAACAAAGGCAAGGAGAAACACAUUGAUAUAAAGAAAAUAAUUUAAUUUAGAAUAACUAUUAUAAAUUUAACUACCAAUAAAAGUUAUAAAUAAAAUUUCGAGAAAGAAACAUUCAAACACACACACAUGCUGAUUAUAAAGCAGAAAAAAAACAAGUCGAAAGAAGUUAAAAUAUAGUCGAUAGGAAAAACAAAAUGAACCUUAUAAAAUCUUAAUCCAAAAAUACAAAAAUACGGUUUUCCUUUUCUCAAAAGUUUAACUAGAAAGCAAACCAGUUAUUGUAACUGUAUGGAUUCUUAUAGAAUGGAAAAACAAUGUUAAAAUUCAAUAUGCCCACUCUAAAUUUUGUUCAUUUCAGUAAGGAUCUUUUUUAUUAUUGUGUAAAAAAGAAUCACCCUCUCUUUCGAGAGCCUCUAGAAGAUUGAAACCAUUACUCGGUUUGUGUUAGUGCAUAUAAUUCACGUUUGGUUCUAUAUUGUGUCCAUUGUUCUGAAGCAAAAAAAAAACAAAAAUAUGCUCACGUUUUUUUUAAUAUAAAUAGCAUAUGAUUUCUAAUGCAUGCAAAUAGAAUGUUCGUGUUUGCGAAGAACAUGCGAAAUAGGUUAAAUUUUUCGUUAUUCUUGUCACAAACACACACGUAGCAAUUCGUUGGAAUACCUUCAUACCUCAUUAGUCUCCAAAAUAAAGGAAAUAAUAAUGAAGAAACAAAACAUUCUCUCCCAUCUAGUGAAAAAAAACAACAAUUGAAAACCAUCACAGGCUCUAAGCAAUCAGGUUUUAGAAAUAAAACGAGUGUCUCGCGGAGGCAAGCUUCUCAAGACAGAACAAAACCCAUUGAUCGUAUAUCUUCGAUACUCAAAGCUAGCACACAGGUUCGACAUUUUGAUCUUUGUUGAUAGGUUGUUUUGCACAAGAGCGAAUCAAUGUUUCGGAUGUUCCCCCCCAAUACAUACGUACAUCAUCUAGAAAUUUGUGAAUAAAGGUCAAAAUGUUUACUUCAUGUUUCAUUGCUAUAUAUAUCACGACAGCCGUUCAAGUAUCAUAAGUUAUUGACUUAGAGAAAAAAAAACAAAACAAAACUGUUCCUAUAUAUCAAAUGAAGUAGCUUCUACUCAUCAUUGUACUUGUGUAGUAGGGUCAAGAAAAACCAUUUUGAAGUGAGAAGAGAACUGGCGCAGAUUUUGCCGUCUAUAUGCAAUAUAUUGAUUCGUUAGCAAAGAAGGAUAAUUUUUAUAUGUAUUUAGUGGUUAUGAUUAUGGAAUAAACACAUUUUCCUCCAAA
This is a messenger RNA of Toxorhynchites rutilus septentrionalis, 2743 nucleotides long. RefSeq names its product protein Mo25 (gene Mo25). Lineage: Eukaryota; Metazoa; Arthropoda; Insecta; Diptera; Culicidae. Gene Ontology annotation, molecular function: protein serine/threonine kinase activator activity. The transcript has 7 exons. The coding region runs from base 329 to 1339 and encodes 336 amino acids. The record is from RefSeq and is a predicted model, not a curated record. Gene Ontology annotation, biological process: intracellular signal transduction.